Emericellopsis cladophorae is the source of this 894-nucleotide messenger RNA. RefSeq names its product BTB/POZ protein. Gene Ontology annotation, molecular function: protein binding. Lineage: Eukaryota; Fungi; Ascomycota; Sordariomycetes; Hypocreales; Bionectriaceae. The transcript is spliced from 4 exons. The record is from RefSeq and is a predicted model, not a curated record. The coding region runs from base 1 to 894 and encodes 297 amino acids.
AUGGCCCCGACAACCCCUCCAAAGAAAUCUCCGUCAAAGUCAGCCAGCCCUCCGACCAACGAAACAGAGCACCUGAAAGCGGGAGCAAAGACCACUUCAUCUUCACCCCCGGUCAAGGUCAAAACCGAAGACGACUCUGAGCGCGACUCGCUGUCUGCCGUUCCGCCCCCACCCAGCACUUCUGACCAAAAAGCCUUCGAAGUAGAGGAGCAGACUGCCGACGAGAUAGUCGCUGAUGUCAAAAACCUCAUCCCCAAUGAGGUUCCAGCAAGCUUGGCAGCUGAGCAACACGAGUCUUUGAGCACCUUGUACUGUGAUGCGCUGUUUACGGAUCUGACCAUCGCCUGCAAAGACCAGACAUUCAGUGUGCACAAGGUCGUCGUGUGCACGCAGUCUAGUGUCCUUCGACAUUACGCCAUGACACCGCCAAUUACUCUGGAGCAGUUUAAAGAUGGAGUCCUGGUGAUGCGCAUCUCCCGAGCCGACCUCAUGCAAGCGGCCAUUCAGUUUCUGUACCUCAAGGUGUACGAGCUGCCUUCCCCGGCACCUGAGAAGAAGGUGUGGUCCACGAAGCCCAAGCACAGCGUGGCCGAAUUCCUUUUCAGCUUGGAGCUCUACGACUUGGCCGAUAAACUACAUCUGCCCACCCUCAAGACCAACAUUGUCCAGCAACUCGCCAAGUGGAACACGUACAAGCGCAAGGUGGUCAACUUUCCCACGUUCCACGAGGCGAUCAACUUUAUUGCGGACAACAUCAGUGACAAGAACGAUCCCAUUCACGACGCCGUUGCGAACGUGCUCGCCCGCAACAAGAAGGUUCUGCGGACGGGUGAUAUGUUGGAGUGGCUAAAGGUGCGCCCGGAGAUGAUUUUGGAUCUCCUGGCUCGCAUUUGA